GAUUGCAGCCCGUGCAUGGCAUGGUUGACAGGGCAGCUCGCGAUCCAGGCAGGGAACCAGGGCGGACAGUACUUCUAUUCAGCCGACAGCAGCAGCGUCGCGGUUCGAGCGGAGAGCGUCUCCGUCCCCGGUGCUCGUCUCAGCCGCUGUCCCUCCUCCCCGAGAGCCGAGCUCCGCGCUUGUCAUUGCUCGGUCGGCCUCGGAGCUGACGGCGCUUCACGUUAGCUCUGCGAAAAUGGCGGAUAUGCCGACGGAGAAAAGCCUGGACGACUUCUUCGCCAAGCGGGAUAAAAAGAAGAAGAAAGAGAAGGGGAAGGGCAAAGAGACGGCCGCCGCGGGGCCCACGACGGCCGCCGUGAAGAAGAUCAAGAGGGAGAAGGAAAAAUCCACCAAAAACGAGAAUCAGGACGCGAAUCAGGUCGUUAAGGAGGACGAGGAAUGGAAGGAGUUUGAGCAGAAGGAAGUGGACUACAGUGGGCUUCGCCUUCAGGCCUUACAGAUAAGCGACGAGAAGGAGGAAGAGGAAUACGAGAAAGAGGAGGUCGGCGAGGACGGGGAGAUCAUCCUGGUGAGUUCAGACAAAGUGUCUGGUCCCUGGAACAAGUCUGGUGGAGCUCCUCCUCCUCCUUCCGCCCCUGCAGAGGAUCCAGAGGCGGCCGAGUCCAAGCCAGCCGGUGUGUAUCGCCCCCCAGGAGCUCGCCUGGGCAACACCAGAAGCCGCCCCACCCAGGGCCCCCCCGAGAUCUACAGCGACGCACAGUUCCCCUCCCUGCUGUCCACCGCCAAGCACGUGGAGACACGCAAGGACCGAGAAAUGGAGAAGACCUUCGAGGUGGUGAAACACAAGACCCGCGGCCGGGAGGAGAGCGGCGGAGCCUCUAUGCAGCACCUGCAGCUGGACAACCAGUACGCCAUCCUGGGGGACAAGUAGACCCGCCCCCCCUCUCCGCCCCCCGGCCCCUCCAGCACGGUCCUGCCCAGCCCCAACCCCCCCCCCAAACCCAGCGGACCUCCAGCUGUGUGGACCGCAGUCCUGACAGAAGCUCAUGCUGCCACCAUCGCCACACCGGUCACUCACACAAACACACACCCGAGUACACACUCAGUCACACACUGCAGUGGCCCCUCCCUUCAAACACGUCACACUCUCGAUACAUUUUCGGUCGGCAAAAACUGAUGGGCUGCACCCGAGGGGGCCGACGGACGAGGAAACCAUUUUGAAAUUGAGAAGAAAAAAAAAAGCCAAACAUGCGGCGGCGAGAGGCGGCACACUCGUCCUCUGUGGAUCGCACUCAGAGCAGCGGUCGUGCGAC
Salarias fasciatus (jewelled blenny) is the source of this 1313-nucleotide messenger RNA. RefSeq names its product protein CDV3 homolog. The transcript has 5 exons. Gene Ontology annotation, cellular component: cytoplasm. The coding region runs from base 236 to 931 and encodes 231 amino acids. The record is from RefSeq and is a predicted model, not a curated record. Lineage: Eukaryota; Metazoa; Chordata; Actinopteri; Blenniiformes; Blenniidae.